This is a messenger RNA of Mus caroli (Ryukyu mouse), 12080 nucleotides long. RefSeq names its product adenylate cyclase 1 (gene Adcy1). Lineage: Eukaryota; Metazoa; Chordata; Mammalia; Rodentia; Muridae. The record is from RefSeq and is a predicted model, not a curated record. Gene Ontology annotation, molecular function: adenylate cyclase activity. Gene Ontology annotation, cellular component: plasma membrane. Gene Ontology annotation, biological process: adenylate cyclase-activating G protein-coupled receptor signaling pathway; intracellular signal transduction; cAMP biosynthetic process.
GCUGCAUGGCGCUGAGAUGGCGGGGGCGCCGCGCGGCCAAGGCGGCGGCGGAGGCGCGGGCGAGCCCGGGGGCGCAGAGCGGGCGGCCGGGCCGGGCGGCCGGCGUGGGUUCCGGGCGUGUGGCGAGGAGUUCGCGUGCCCCGAGCUGGAGGCGCUGUUCCGCGGCUACACGUUGCGGCUGGAGCAGGCGGCCACGUUGAAAGCGCUGGCUGUGCUCAGCCUACUGGCGGGCGCCCUGGCGCUGGCUGAGCUGCUGGGCGCACCGGGGCCAGCGCCCGGCCUCGCCAAGGGGUCGCACCCAGUGCACUGCAUCCUUUUCCUGGCGCUGUUCGUGGUCACCAAUGUCCGAUCCCUGCAGGUGUCCCAGCUGCAGCAGGUCGGUCAGCUGGCGCUGUUCUUCAGCCUCACCUUCGCGCUACUCUGCUGCCCCUUCGCGCUGGGCGGCCCCGCGAGGAGCUCUGCAGGAGGCGCAAUGGGCUCGACGGUCGCCGAGCAGGGGGUUUGGCAACUCCUUUUGGUCACCUUCGUGUCCUAUGCCUUGCUGCCCGUGCGCAGCCUACUGGCCAUCGGCUUCGGGCUGGUGGUGGCUGCCUCGCACUUACUGGUCACAGCCGCCUUGGUCCCUGCCAAGCGCCCACGUCUCUGGAGGACGCUCGGUGCCAAUGCCCUGCUCUUCUUUGGUGUGAACAUGUAUGGCGUCUUCGUGCGGAUCUUGACAGAGCGCUCCCAGAGGAAGGCCUUCCUGCAGGCUCGAAACUGCAUUGAGGACCGGCUGCGGCUGGAGGAUGAGAAUGAGAAGCAGGAACGGUUGCUCAUGAGCCUCUUGCCCCGGAAUGUCGCCAUGGAGAUGAAGGAAGACUUCCUGAAGCCCCCUGAGAGGAUUUUUCACAAGAUUUACAUCCAGAGGCAUGACAAUGUGAGCAUCCUGUUUGCAGACAUCGUGGGUUUCACAGGUCUGGCGUCCCAGUGCACAGCCCAGGAGCUGGUGAAACUGCUCAAUGAACUCUUUGGCAAGUUCGAUGAGUUAGCCACGGAAAACCACUGUCGCCGAAUCAAGAUCCUUGGUGACUGCUACUACUGUGUGUCUGGCCUCACCCAGCCUAAGACGGAUCACGCCCACUGCUGUGUGGAGAUGGGACUUGACAUGAUCGAUACCAUCACAUCCGUGGCUGAAGCUACUGAAGUAGACCUGAACAUGCGUGUGGGCCUACACACCGGCAGGGUCCUCUGUGGUGUCCUGGGCCUACGAAAGUGGCAGUAUGAUGUAUGGUCCAAUGACGUGACCCUGGCCAAUGUCAUGGAGGCUGCUGGCUUACCAGGGAAGGUCCACAUCACAAAGACGACCCUCGCAUGCUUGAACGGGGACUACGAGGUGGAGCCAGGUCAUGGCCAUGAGAGGAACACCUUUCUGAGAACUCACAAGAUUGAGACCUUCUUUAUUGUGCCAUCCCAUCGGAGGAAGAUAUUCCCAGGCUUGAUUCUCUCGGAUAUCAAACCAGCCAAGAGGAUGAAGUUCAAGACUGUGUGCUAUCUGCUGGUGCAGCUCAUGCACUGCCGGAAAAUGUUCAAGGCUGAGAUCCCCUUCUCCAACGUGAUGACCUGCGAGGAUGACGACAAGCGGAGGGCAUUGAGAACAGCCUCGGAGAAGCUCAGAAACCGUUCGUCUUUCUCUACUAAUGUGGUCUACACCACUCCGGGUACACGCGUCAACAGGUACAUCAGCCGCCUUCUCGAAGCCCGCCAGACAGAGCUGGAGAUGGCUGAUCUGAACUUCUUUACUCUGAAGUACAAACAUGUCGAACGAGAACAAAAAUACCACCAGCUUCAGGACGAGUACUUCACCAGCGCCGUUGUCCUCGCCCUCAUCCUGGCUGCCUUAUUUGGGCUUAUCUACCUUCUGGUAAUCCCACAGAGUGUGGCUGUCCUGCUGCUGCUGGUAUUUUCCAUCUGCUUCUUGGUGGCCUGUACCCUGUACCUGCACAUCACGCGGGUCCAGUGUUUUCCAGGGUGCCUGACGAUCCAGAUCCGCACCGCCUUGUGUGUGUUCAUAGUGGUCUUAAUCUACUCAGUAGCUCAAGGCUGUGUGGUGGGCUGCCUGCCCUGGGCCUGGAGCUCUCAGUCUAACAGUUCCCUAGUGGUCCUCGCAGCUGGUGGCCGGCGCACUGUGCUGCCUGCCCUGCCCUGUGAGUCUGCACACCAUGCCCUGCUCUGCUGCCUGGUGGGCACCCUCCCACUAGCCAUAUUCCUGCGGGUGUCCUCCUUGCCAAAGAUGAUCCUGCUGUCUGGGCUGACUACUUCCUACAUCCUUGUCCUAGAGCUCAGUGGAUACACCAAGGUUGGGGGCGGUGCCCUCUCUGGGCGCAGCUAUGAGCCAAUCAUGGCUAUCCUGCUGUUCUCAUGCACGCUGGCCCUGCACGCUAGGCAAGUGGAUGUCAGACUACGGCUGGACUACCUCUGGGCGGCACAGGCGGAGGAGGAACGGGAUGACAUGGAGAGAGUCAAGCUGGACAACAAGAGGAUCCUCUUCAAUCUCCUGCCAGCUCACGUCGCACAGCACUUCCUCAUGUCCAAUCCCCGGAACAUGGACCUCUACUACCAGUCCUACUCCCAGGUGGGCGUCAUGUUUGCCUCCAUCCCCAACUUCAAUGACUUCUACAUAGAACUGGAUGGCAACAACAUGGGUGUUGAGUGUCUGCGGCUCCUCAACGAGAUCAUUGCCGACUUUGAUGAGCUCAUGGACAAGGACUUCUACAAGGACCUGGAGAAGAUCAAGACCAUUGGGAGUACUUACAUGGCUGCCGUGGGGCUGGCGCCCACAGCAGGAACCAGGGCUAAGAAGUCCAUCUCGUCCCACCUGUGCACACUGGCAGACUUCGCCAUUGACAUGUUUGAUGUUCUGGAUGAAAUCAACUACCAGUCCUACAACGACUUUGUUCUCCGAGUUGGCAUCAACGUUGGCCCCGUGGUUGCUGGAGUGAUCGGUGCUCGCAGGCCCCAGUACGACAUCUGGGGAAACACAGUCAAUGUGGCCAGUCGGAUGGAUAGCACUGGGGUCCAGGGACGAAUUCAGGUGACUGAGGAAGUCCACCGGCUGCUGAAGAGGUGCUCAUACCAGUUCGUAUGCAGAGGCAAAGUCAGCGUGAAGGGCAAGGGAGAGAUGCUAACGUACUUUCUAGAAGGCAGGACUGAUGGAAACAGUUCCCACGGCAGGACCUUUCGCUUGGAACGAAGGAUGUGUCCUUACGGGAGAGGUGGAGGCCAGGCCAGACGGCCCCCACUGUGUCCGGCGGCUGGACCCCCAGUCAGACCAGGGCUCCCUCCAGCCCCCACUAGCCAGUACCUGUCAUCCACAGCAGCAGGGAAGGAAGCCUAGUGGAGCCCAUGGGCCACUGGAGAUGCAUGCAAGGCAAGAAUGCUCCAGGGUGUCACAAGCCACCAUGGCUCUAGCCAGGACCAGCCAGAGGAGCCAAGUGGCUGGGCUGGAGGAGAAGUAUUGUCUGAGUGUGGCCUGAGGCCAAUGGGAAAUGUGCCCAAGCCACCCUUUGGGGCACACUGAGCUCUGUCUCUUCCUAAUGACCUGGUUAUGCCUGGCUAGUGUUGCCAUAGGUGGUGGGUCCUUGGGAGUAUCUUCCAUGGUCACAGCAAAAGCUAUGGAGGUCAAGCUGGCAGAGGAGCCCACCAUGACUGAGCCCCAAGUCAACUGGCUUAUGGGUGGCUCCAGCCCUGGUAAGCCCUGGCUUAUGGGUGGCUCUAGCCCUGGUAGGUCCUGGCUUAUGGGUGACUCCAAGCCUGGGUAGCAGCUUCAAGUAUGAGUGCCAGACUGGGAAGUUGGCCCCGCUGGGCAGGGCCAUGACAGUUGAGCUGUUCAUACCAUGGGCACAGCAAAGAGCUGGUCAGGUCUUGGUCAGGGCAGUAUGGGAAGAAUUGAAAAGACACCUCUUACUGCAUGAAGAGCGGGGUUGCUGGCUUUCCCCAAGAGUAGGCUUUUGCUAACAGCCAGAGGCAGGUCUUCUGGAAUUUUCGGGAGGCCCUACAGCCCCACUUCUGUCCUCCUGGCCCGUACAUUCUCUUCCAACCCCACCUGGCUGCUGGCUUCUGACUGCUGUGACAGUGGACCCUCCUCUUCCUGUGCCAUCACUGCACAUUCAGAGAGGAGGGGUGUGUGCUGCCUUGUCUUCUCUGUGGUGUCUUGGACGCUGUAAGUCUAACAAGAAUCAAGCCUUCGUUUAUGUUAAGAGCGAUUGACCCACUAUACCCACGAGUGCUCUCCUUGCUGGAAGACUUGCUCUCCUUGGCCUAACCAGCUCUCCUCUUGGUGGUUUCAGAGUCGGCACAGUGUGCGUUCCUGAGUCUAGGUGUGGUUUCCCUGCUCCAGGGUGACAGGAAAGAGUGGCCCUGUUGACUGACACCUGGGACCUCCCACCUGUGAGUCCUAGUAACUGCAACAGUGAGGAAAUCCCGUUGGGGUACAGGAUUCUGGAGGAGUUGGUAGGAAGCAACUGGCUGGAAAUAGCGGGAUGAAGCCUUGCUUUUGAAGAUACUCAGUUUCAAUACAGGAAGGGAGGCAGCUUGAAGCAGGGCAGGUGAGCAUAAGCCCUGCCUGAUCUUGUCUAUGGAGGCCCGUUUCCUCAUGGCUCCCCAAGAGCUUGCCCCCUUCUAAGGGUCCUGAAUCUUCUUAGAAUAGGGCAGAGCAAAGCCUAGUUUUCCCCGGCAGGGUGCAUAUGUGGUGUUCUGGAUUCAGCUCUGGCUCAAGUGUGUAGCUUUGUUGUUGCCUGGUCAGCCAGCAUCCAUUCCUGGGACACUCAGCUGAGGCUAGACUCAGGUCACCUGUGGAUAGGAAGAAAACUUUCAGCAAGGGAGAGCUGGAGGCUGCAUGCAAAGUCUCCAAGUCUCUGAGACUACACCUUAGGUGCCCUAGGGCGGUGGUGGGGCAGCUGUGAAGAUCGCACAUUCUCUCUGGACAGGGCUGGAGCUUGUGGGUGGUGGUAGGGGUAUCAUCUAGCACCUUCUACAGAGGAACUCUGACCCUUUCUGUCAGCCCACUGUGGCUAGAACCCAGACCCAGAGCCAGGGCCAGACUGACUUCAGCACUCCACUGCAGCCUUCAGGGUUGGAGAGCAGGUAGCUUCAUCGUCCUCCGCUGGACAUGUCUGGUUCCUGAGGCUUGGUAUUUUGUUGUAACAGUGGUGGGGGAGAAUGCUGGCUCCCAGAGAGCUGAGGGCAGCAGGAGAGGCUUUUGAUUUCUCCCGUGGCCCUGAAGACCAUCCUAAGAUUGCAUUUAUAAGAAAGAUUCAGGCUGUUGGGGGGGGGGGUCUGAGAAGGGGCAGAUUCCUCGGAGCCAGAACCUGGGUAGACAUGUGAGUACUCUUUCUUUGUGGCUCCUGCCUCCUGCCCGUCCCCAUGUGUUCCUAUCCUUGGGACAAAUGGCUUUUCUCAUGGGGCUCUUUUGCACUAGGACUUUCUCACCUUGUCUGUCUGUCUUGCAGUCAGCCCAGCCAGGAGCACCCAGAGCAAGUGAGUAUAUGGUGACUUUGGCUAAGGGCUGUGGCACUGUCCCUGACCUUCCAGGCCACUGAGGAGGGUAGAGAACCUCUCACACAGCCUGGAGUUCCUCAGAGUGGCUUCUAGGCACCCAGAACUAGCGCCUCUCUGGCUGAUCAGAUUAGGGACAGAAGAGUGGCUCUCAAAGAUGCCCACAUGACAGCCCCAGGUCCUGUGUGUCCUUUGCCACAGUGGAGGACCUUGACAAGGGGACUUAGGGUAGGUAGGCCUGAAGGAUUGAGAAAGGAUUGAGAAGGAUUGAGAAAGUCUACACCAACGGGUUUAGUGCGGGCACAGGGCCCCUCAGAAGUGGAAAGAUGGCCAGGCUGGGAAAGGUGAUGUAUGCCCAGGACUGAGUCUCUGUUGCUGACCUGAAGAUGAGGACAUGAAACACACUGAAGAGACUUGGGAGGACAGCACAGCUUCAGCCAGCAAAGAAGCCAGGAUGUCACACAUGCCCACAACCACAAGGAGCUGAAACUGGCCAAAGCCUGAGUAUACAGCAGGUAGACCAUCAGAGCCAUGAGGGAGGAGGCCAGCCAGUGACCCCUGGAUCUGACCUAUAUGACGCUGAGCAGAGCCAGCCUAGGUCGAUAACACUGCAAUCACGCAUGCGUGUGUCAAACCGAGGCCACAUGGGUGCAUGGGCAGAGCCACCCAAGGUGUGGUCAGAGUGAGAGAAAGCAACCUUUAGGAUGACACUGCCUUCUCUGGGCACAGGACUGUUCUGAAGCAGACCACACAGGAGCCUUGGCUGGGUCUCUUCUUCAGGGGCGACAUCUCCAUCAUCAGCAAUUCCAAACCCGCCUACUUCCUGUGAGGUCAGGAACCACACGUGCAGCCAUAAUGUUCCUUGGGGUUUGGUGAUAAACAACCUUCUUUUUACUUGUGAUAAAAAUGUAUUAUAUUGCCUUAUUUAUUUUUAAUCUUGUACAAUAUUCAUGUACAAAUGUUAGAGCCAUUUAGGUAGGAUUCUCUCCAAAUUAUUUAUUUUAAGAUGCUCUGUAAAUAGUGCGCCAGUCACAGGUGCUUGAUCACUUGUACCAAAAAUGAGGAAAAGCCUGGUACCCACUUCAGCCCCUGCUUGUAAUGCUGUGGCCCUUGGGAAAUGACCCUGUUGUGUUCCCUUCCCGCCCCUAGCAUGCCUCCCGUGCCUGACACCAUAGAAUAGAACAUAGCCCCAGAAUGCUUCCAAAUGCUUCCAUGGGCUGUGCCAUCCUGGGACAGUCCACUCCUGGGGUGUCCAUACCUACAGGUGUAUGUCCCCACACACGCAGCAAUCCAGUUGUUUCUCAGACUCCAAAGCCACCAGGGCUUCCGGACCCCUUCUGUCAUAGAAGCAAUAACCAUAACCUAAUACUGUAGAGACAAGUCUGGCCCAAGCAGAUUGCUAUUCCAGAAACUACCUGUGCAUGUGAGAUUGCUAUAAAGGACUGACAUCCAAGUCCCCCAUCCCUCCCAGAAGGCCUAGCUCUAGCUUCUUGGUUCCUACAGCCAGGAUUGGUACACACACAUACCCACCCUCCAAGAUAUAGCUGAGCAGACUGAGCCAGCCACCAGUCCUGGGCCCCACUAUUGUCACUAAGGAAUAAAGGUGAGGGCAGCCUUCCGAUCUUUAUAUCUACACCUAUCCUUGAAUCGUGAUGUUUUAUGUGACUGAGGGUCGUGAUGGUUUGUUUCAGUGUUGCAACAUUGAAAGGUACUUGUGGCAUAUCCAGGUGGCACACCACCUUCCUCAGUGCCAUUCUGGUGGGAGAAGGGCACCCCCGAGGGUAUAACAGGAAAGAGCUAGAAAGGGCUGACAGAGGAUUCAGGCUGUGGGCUUGACUGGCAGAUAUGAGCGGCUUUCCAAGAGCUCACAUUGUAUUUACACGUGAGCUGAAGGACUCUUGUACCACUGUCCUAACAGCAGCCCGCUGAGACUGUGCAAAUGACUUGCUUUAACGGGAUGAAUAAGAGGGAAACAGUGUGGACUGUGGAUCUGGGGAAGGUUUCACUCAAGUCUCCCAGCCACCCUCAGCAGGUACGUUCUAGGACUCUCCAAGUCCCAGGGACCUUUCACAGCCCGUGCAGAACUUCUGUCAGUGGACGUUUGGAGGCGUGGUUGUUAUAGAGCAAGUGUGUACCCUUCACGUAAUAGUGGCAGGGAAAGAACACUGCUACAUACACUGCACACCCGUCAGCACCAUGCUGCAGAAGGGAUGCUGAUAUUUUACAUUCUUACAUGGCUGUACAUAUGUAGCCACCAGGAACUGACUUGCUCAUGCUUUUUAAUGGCUUCAACUUGCAAAGGGUGUGCUUGGCUUGAUAAAAUUAAUAAAGAGCAAGGAGGGCAGAUUGGAUAUUAUGUGGGCCUUUGAAGCAUCUUGCUUCUCUAGCUGUGACUGGCUUUGAAUGUUUCUAUAGCAGGCUUGAACCAAUAGCUCAUUUCUAUUUACAACUAUAGGCUUGGCAGUAGGUUGAUGGUUAAAAGUGUGUAUGCAUAUGCACUUGCACACAAACACAUGUGUACGCACACACACAAUUUUCAUGGGGAAUAUGAGAGUUGAUUUGUAUUCCUGACCCCUUAGGCUGGGGGUUAGAGGAGCUGCUUGGAGAUGUCCUUGAACUCAGAGUUUAGAAGGCAAAAUUGAGCCGCCCUCAGCUGGCCUAGGGAAAGAACCUCUCAGGCGAAAGAGGUCUCAAUCCAGGAACUGAGGCACCUAGAUAACUAUCUUAUACAUAAAUCAUUCCAAGCUCUUUGACACCAGAGAGAAAAUGUGUUGAUAUGUUCACAGCAGACACGAUGAAUGUGGUAGAAAUGAAUACUGUUUGAUUCAAAGCAACUCCUGUACCUAUAUAGUCAACCAGUGCCACAUGGACCAAGACCAGUGUGGAUCCAGAGGAACAGACCUAGAGCCAGGAGCCUUCCUAGGGGAAGGCAGGAGGUGUGUGGCCUGGCCAGAGGAUUCACUCCUAAAGAGAAGGGUGGGCACAGCACAGAAGGGCAUAUUCAGGAAGGCUCCUGCUGGUCACUGGUAGGAGAAUUCUGGAGAGUGUCAUCUCACAUAUAGAGUUGGAUGACCUGGGGUGGCCUGGUCCUGAUGCUGGCUGAUGACUGCUGCACGAGGGGUUCUUCCUGGCUAGAGGCCAUCUGUGAUGCUCUGUGGGCUGGAGGCAAGGAGGAUGUGAUAGGUUCUAGUGGCUGUUACACAAGGUCUGGUACACCAUGAACACAACUUCACACAGACACACUGAGUCAUGCAAGGCAGGUGUCGACACCCUGCAGAGUCUGCCUCACCUCCAAGAAUUCAGAGGACACUUUUGAAUGGAUAUGGGAUCCCUGGCCUGGCCUUGUGUAUGCCUUGUGAGCACGGGUCCAAUAAUAGAUGAGAUCUGUCACUCUGUGGUUCAUUCCAUAAAUGCUUCAGAUCCAACUUCAAGUGCCACAUUCUGUCACUAAACAAUUAUCCAAUCAACACAUCAUUAUCUAAUGACUAAGACAUUUGGAUUUUUAAGGUUUCUAACCAUUUUAAUCCAUUCUGUUCCACACAUACCAGAUCUGUUCAGUAGCUUAUAAAACAAAAAUUAUUCCACUAGAGGCUGUGCUUAAUUCAAAUCAAUGUGUGUUCCUGUGCAUGUGUGUGUGCAUGUGGGUAGACAUGUGCAUGCAUGUCUAAUAAGACAUAAAAUUAUUCUUCCUGGGGUUAAGAUUACUCACUGAAGAAAAAUAAAUUUGAAUAUAGUGAGCUGUCACUUGGGACACUUGAUAUCCUAUAAGCUGAGGCAGCAUACACCAUCCCCCUCCCUCAGUCCAGGGAGGGAGGGGGAUGGGCACAUCCCCGAGCCACUCAGCCUACUGCUAAGUCUCUUUUGCAAAAAGACCGCUAUAAUCGCAUCAUUCUGGUCCGGGUGCAUAAAGAGACCCUGUUGCUCCUGUUUCUCUUGUCUUGUUGGACUGAGAGUUUGGGUGGAUGUUGACUAUUGUGCAGAGUAGGUGGUAACUCCACAUGCCGGGUGGGUGUCCAUCCAAACUCUGAGGAGGGAACAAAACGACAUCAACCUCAGGUACAUGAGCCCUUCCCUGCCCUCCAUGUUUUAGGAGCUGACAUGGAGGCCACACCUUUCACCUGGUGUGUCAGCUGUUGCCUGUCUGGGUUAUCCAAUGCGAAGAACAAAGCUCGGAAGGCUAUCUUGGGUUGUGUUUCCUAAGUAACUGGAAAAAGAAAGUCUUAAAAUUCAGAAAAUUAACCACCAUCAUGCCACAUCCCUCGGUCCUGCCAAGUGCUGGUCAUUUAAAAAUCUAAUGAAUGUACUGAGUUUUCUUCAGCAUGUUGCUAGGCCUGCUCAGUCCACAUUCAAACAAGGGAGGUCAAUCAUUACUGCCCCAUUAGCAAACACCUUUAGGGGCCUUUGGUAUGGGGGUAAAUUGAUCAAACAUUCAUUACUAGUACUUCCAUUUAGUUUUGCAAUUCCAGGGCCCCUUCUGUGGGCUCCUUGUUCAUGGGAAGGAAGUGGUCUGCUAAUACUCAACACACAUUGUCCUGAGAAUGUGAGGCAGAGAGGGAGGGACCAGGCCUCAACUGUUCAUCUGAUCAGGCCAAGCUGCGUGUUUUCUGUUGCAGUUAAGGUCUCGGCUAAGCCAAGUGAAAUCUGUAAGAACUAGGCUGCUGUUGCUGCUAUCUUCUAUACAACAGUGCUUACCCAGUGUGGUGCAGGGCACUUCAUGGACGUGGGUCUCUUGUGGGCAAGAGUUGCUCAAACUCCACAUUUGGAGCAUGUGGCUAAGUGCUGUUUGGUUCUGUAUUUCUUGGCUUCUUGUUGCUAAAUUAGAGCCUUUUGAUUCCUUUCUGAUCAGCUGCAUUCCUCCAAAGUUAGAGACACCACACCGAGCAAGAAAUUAGAACCCCGGCUUCAGCCUUAUAGUGCCCUUGAUAGUCUCAAACGUUUUGAAACACAAACUGACAUUGUGUCUAGUGGCAUCUUCUUAAAUCAAUUUUUUCUGAAAGGCCUGACAUCAAAUAGGGACAGAGCUAUGGCAUUCCUGUAGAGCCCAAGCCACACUGCCCAGCCAGCCUGGCUCCAGUUAAAGAUCUUACAUUCAAUGCUCUCAUGCUUCCAGCAGGCAGGCACAGCAGUGAGGGUGCCUUCCCAAGGACUUCCCUGGGGGGUUAGAGUUCUCCAGGAGUGCAUAGAAAGCAAGGAAGGGGCAAUGGUGCAUGGCAGAAAGCAUGGCUGCCUCUCCCAUGUUACAGGAGCCCCAAACGCUUUCCAGGCACUGGUUCCUGCCAAUGCCAGACUACAUUCACUUCAGAUGCAUUGGUUUCCAAACAUUUCCAGCCAUUUGCUGAGAAUUAGCAUUUCAACGGACAUGCUAUCUGAGACUGACUCCAGAAAUCUCUUAGACUUCAUAAACUUGUAGGAUUGCCUGCAAGAACAUUUGCAGGCCACUAGAUCUGCCUGGGGUGGUCCCCCCUGCUCCAUAGCACAGCAUUGGGAAGUGGGCCUGACAGCAGCCAGAAACUUGUUUCUCACCUCCCACCAGCAACCUCCACUCAGCCCCAGACCCCAGGCACAUGAAGCACAAGUCUCAGGGGACUGUUCCCAUGCUGUGGGGAGCCCAAGGAAGCCCCCAGCAUCUCUUGCAUACACCACUGGCAGUGUGGGCACAACUGGCCACCAGGAGCACACAUGCCUGGGGAAGAGGGGCCUGCUCUGUUGCCUUCAUCCCUGUUAAAAUUGAGUAUAUGCAAGCCAUUUGCACUACGGAAUUGCAUGCCUUGAAAUUCCUAACUGUGUGCACCUUAGUUUGAAUUUGACGUUAUGUAGCAUGCACAAAAGAAUGGAUGGGCUUGGGCUUGUUCCCAAGUCACCUCUACCGCUCAUUGGGAGCACAGUGCUGCCCUCAGCCAAUCCCAGGUUCCGUGGAGCCCGUGUGGCUCCAGCACUUACUGUGCAGUGGCUCCCUUUCCCACCGUGCUCUCUUUCCCACCGUGCCCACUUAAGCUGAUUGCUCACCAAUUUGCACAAACGGAAUUGUUAUGAUCGCGUCUUAGCAGUAUCUUGAUUUAAAGUAAGCCCAAAGCCCACUUCUGGAGUUCCUUACUUAAAAGAAAAAAAAAAAAAAGGCAUGUGUAAGCACCUGUGUCCUGUGUUUAUCAAGAAAGCUUUGAGUCCCUUAGUGGGAUAGAGGGUGCAUGGACAAAGGGGGCAUUUUAUCCCACACGAUACACUUACCAGAUGCGUCCGUAGCUAUGAGAACUCGAUGAUUAUAUUCACAAUAACUCAAUAUCACUGGGUAACCUCUCACAAUAGAUUUGUAUAAUCAAUACGGGUCUAUUUUUAUGUCAACUCUGUAGAGCACCUUCCAGUCUUUUUCAAGAUUGUUAAAUCGAGAUGAGUAAUUGAAUAAUUUGUCCUAUUUUUAUUUAAAAAGUGAAUGAACUGAAAUGUUAAUGUGAAUGUACAUUUCUUAACUGCAACUUUUCUACUGAGUGUUUGCACUAUACUCUCUGGGGUCUUAUUUAACAAAAAUAAAGGAGAAAAAUUGCUUGACUAAA